This is a messenger RNA of Poecilia reticulata (guppy), 3477 nucleotides long. RefSeq names its product prospero homeobox 3 (gene prox3). Gene Ontology annotation, molecular function: DNA-binding transcription factor activity, RNA polymerase II-specific; RNA polymerase II cis-regulatory region sequence-specific DNA binding. The record is from RefSeq and is a predicted model, not a curated record. Lineage: Eukaryota; Metazoa; Chordata; Actinopteri; Cyprinodontiformes; Poeciliidae. Gene Ontology annotation, cellular component: nucleus. Gene Ontology annotation, biological process: regulation of transcription by RNA polymerase II.
UCUGCCAAAUGAAGUCUCUUCCCAUGAUGAGUGUGGCAGCAGCUACUGUUAUUAAUGGGCAGAGUGAGCUGAGUAAGUUAAGGAGCAGCAGAAAUGUUGGUGUUUGUAGUUUCCGUGUGAUGUGUAUGAGCUCAUAGUGGGGGUCAUGCCAACAUGGGAGGGAUCGGACCGUCAAGUGGACAGCUCUGUAGCCCGCCUGCCCGCCCACUGCGCUCCACUCCACUCCACUCCACUCCACACCGGGAGCAGCGCGUCAGGGCUGAUGCCAGCCAGCCGAACAUAGAUGGACUGACGAGGGAGGAACAACAAAAACAAAACCUCUGCGCAACUAGAAUAAAUCCCUAAGAGCUGCUCAGCGGGUGAGAAUAAAACUGUGUGACGCAGCUCUCUUACGGGUCCCGGUCCAGGUCAGUGCCCGUUCUGGAGACAGUGAGAGGCGGACAGUGGAGUGGAAAAAGCUUCGGGGAGCGGACACAGCUGGAGCUCCUCUCCAUCAUCAUUAUAAAGAUCCAAGUGGACAAGGCUGCAGCCUUUGACCGAUCAGUGGCCUGUUUUGUUGUUCAGUGAUGAAUUCAUCUACAGACCUUUUCGAUGACUCCUCCCCCCAGAUACGGACUUUUACUCCCGGUCUCUCCUCCGCCGACCUAUCUGGAGUCCACACCGCUCCCGGCUUCAGACCCCCUGGCUUCCCCCUCAUCCACCAUCUCCUCCAGCCGGGAGGAGGUCCACGGAGGAUCCUGACUGCAAACCAGAACGAAGUGACUGCCACUCAAAUAGAGCAAGAAGAGGGGAUAAUGGAGGGAGAGGACGAGUUGACGGAGGUGAAAAGGAAGUGCAACGACAACGCCCUCAUGGCUGAGUGGAGUCAAGAUGUCAUGAAAGUGAAAAGGAUGAAGCUAGAGUGCAGGCAGAAAGAUAAGGAGUUGGAGGACGGAGGGAAGAGGAGAGAGGGGAGGAGACGGGAGAGGGAGGAGCUGAAGGAGCAGCUUGAGGAGGCCAGGGAGAGACUGCAGGCCCUGCAGGAGAAAGUCUGGAGGGCGUUUGGGGAAAAGGCAGAGAAGGAGGAGAAGAAAACGAAGCGCCUAAGCGGAACCAGGUGUGAUGGAGAUGAAGGGACGGUGGAGGAUGAGGAAGACGUCACAGGAGAGAUGUUUGAUGAAGAGGACAUUGAUGGCGCUGAGAUGGAGAAGGAAUCUUUCUCCCUGCUUUCUGUUUCCCAUUUUGACAACUUCCACAAACGGAAAGACGAGUUGCAUAAAGACAGAGAAAGACGGACAGAGAGAGGAAGAGAAGGAGACAUGGAGGGCAUCAUGGAGGGAUCAAGACUGUGGCUGGAGUGCGGAGGUCUGACCAGGGGAGACUGGGAUGGAGGCACUGAAGAUGAGGAUGAGGAGGGAGGACAGAAGUUUGCUCAGGCGCUGAAGCUGGAGCUGGGCAGCGCCGUGGCGCGAGUCAUUGACCGAGUCCUUCGUCUUUACACAGAGAUGAUGGACCAUUCCUCCCAGCCUGCCGCCAUCUCCUUCCACCCAUCUGAUCAGGCACAGGACGGAGGGAAGGGGAGGGACGGCUGGAUGGGACUGUUGACGAGAGGAAGAGUGGAGGAACCGAUGAAGGAGAAGGAGGACGGAGACAGAGAGCAGCAGCUCAAGAAGUUGGUUCCUCCUGGACCAGAUCUGGCAAUGCCAUUGGCCGUUCACAGGUCACCUGACACGCGGAAGACCUUCCCUCUCCUCGGACCGCCACUCUCUACCAGCAUCAACUCCUCCCACCCAAAUCUCCCCCUUCAUCACCCCUCUUUGACCCGACCCACUCCUCUUCCUCACCCUCCACUCUUGCCUCCAGCUUCACAGCCCAAAGAGACUUCCUCCUCCACUUCUUUCCACCCCUCUUCAUCGUCCUCUUCCUCCUCAUCAUCCUCCUUCCCUGCACCACCUCCACCACCUCCUCCUCCACCUCCGCCUCUUCCUCUUCCAUUACUCCACUACUCCAUGCAGCAGCUCUUCUCCCGCUCACUCCACCACCCACAGCUCCCGCAUCUCGCUCCGUCUCGGAAGGACUACCUGAAUUCUGACCCCUUCCUGGAGUUCUCCUCUCACGCCUCCUUCCCUCCGCUCCCUUUCCUCGGGCACCUGGACCCGUCGCUGACUCGCCAUGGAGUCAGAGAGAGGGAGAGGGGGGUGAGGGGAGACGGCAGCAUCAGAGGAGGUGGAGGAAUGGACGGAGGAGAGCUCUACCUGACCGCCGGCGGGGCUCAGGAGGGAUUGUCUCCCUGCCAUCUGAAGAAAGCCAAGCUCAUGUUCUUCUACACACGGUACCCCAGCUCCAACACGCUCAAGACCUACUUCCCUGAUGUCAAGUUUAACCGCUGCGUGACCUCGCAGAUGAUUAAAUGGUUCAGCAACUUCAGGGAGUUUUUCUACAUCCAGAUGGAGCGAUUUGCACGCCAGGCGGUCCGCGACGCUCUCACUCGGGACGGCACAGCUCGUCUGGGCCGAGAGAAUCAGCUGCGAGUGGGUCGAGAUACGGAGCUGUACCGCAUCCUGAACAUGCACUACAACAAGAGCAACGUCUACCAGGUUCCUGAGAGAUUCAUCGAGGUGUCAGAAGUGGCUCUGAGGGAGUUUUACUCGGCCAUUUGGACUGGGAGAGACAGCGACCCCUGCUGGAAGAAAGGAAUAUAUAAAAUCAUCUGCAAGCUGGACAGUCCUCUGCCGGAUGCCUUCAGGAUGCCUGGCUGUCCGGUGGGCUGAGCUCUGCGUUUCUCCUCUACGUGAACUCCACUGCAUGCUCAAUCACAUUUUUAUCAAGGUUUAAACAAACCGUCAAGCUGUAAAUGAUGAGUCUGGUUCUCAGUUUGAGGUUAAAAACAAUUAUUUGGGACAUAAACACAGGACAGACAGUGGACAUGCUAAGUGCUCAAACAAGAGUCUUGUGACUGCACUCAUCCUGGCCAUACCGCUGAAUUAAAAGCAGGAAUUCCUUCUGCAAACAUUCCUCUGCAGUCAGGCUGCAAACCGCAGCUUUUCUACAUUACACGUUUGAUAAAACUCUCCUGAAACCGAGCGCUGACACAGCCUCGUAUUGUUCGUUCUGUCACAGAUUCAUAACGAGUCCCUCUGUAUGUGUGAGGCUGAGUUUUACUGACGAUUAGCUGGAAUUUUAGAGAAACAUUCGCAAGUUAUUCCAGAGAAAAUUAAAUUUAAAGCAAUUAAAAGGGAUUUUAUGUGACAUCAACAGAAAAUAGCGCCCAACUGUGAAGUCAAAUGUAAUGGUUUAACAUUUGUUUUUACAAAUUAAGUCAGAUAUACAUUUGUAUUCAGCCUGCUUUGUUUAUUUGUUGUAAAUUUGUUCAUUUGAGCCCAACUGAGUUGCACAUCACUGUCGAUCUUGUUUUGGAUCGACAAUGAAUAAAUAACAUCGGCGUCCUACAAACGACAAACAAAAAAAUCGGACUAAUUUAUUUGCUUUAUUCUAUUU